Molecule: messenger RNA, 3319 nt
Organism: Xyrauchen texanus (razorback sucker)
Lineage: Eukaryota; Metazoa; Chordata; Actinopteri; Cypriniformes; Catostomidae
Gene: mthfr
Product: methylenetetrahydrofolate reductase (NAD(P)H)
Exons: 12
Coding region: 131-2104 (657 amino acids)
Biological process (GO): tetrahydrofolate interconversion
Cellular component (GO): cytosol
Molecular function (GO): methylenetetrahydrofolate reductase [NAD(P)H] activity; FAD binding
Source: RefSeq, a predicted model, not a curated record
CUACUCUCCACGCUCGCAGCAGCGAGACGCUCUUCUGUGGGUCUCUGCUGGUACAGCGACGCCCUGGGACAGUAGCAUUGUUUUCUCAGUAACGCCAAGAGGAUCGGGAAAGUUUUAAGACACAGAAAACAUGGUGAACCAAAGAGCAGACAUCGGAUGGCAGUCAUUAAAGAGUGACUCAAGCGGGGCCAGUAACAGUGGAGAGAGCUCUAAGGAGAGCUCCAGGUGCUCCACCCCGGUACUGGAUGGUGACCGUUCUGACCGCCUGCGGGACAAGAUGAAACGGCGGAUCGAGUCUGGGGACCGCUGGUUCUCACUUGAGUUCUUCCCCCCUCGCACAGCCUCUGGAGCCGUCAAUCUCAUCUCUAGAUUUGACCGCAUGGGUUCUGGCGGUCCUCUCUUCAUUGACAUCACCUGGCACCCCGCUGGAGAUCCUGGCUCAGACAAAGAAACAUCUUCCAUGAUGAUAGCGAGCACAGCAGUCAAUUACUGCGGCCUGGAGAGCAUCCUGCAUUUGACAUGUUGCAAUCAAACAAAAGAGAAGAUCACAACACAUUUAAACAAAGCCAAACGGCUCGGCUUAAAGAACAUCAUGGCUCUGAGGGGAGAUCCUGUUGGUGAAGACUGGGUGGAAGAAGACGGAGGUUUCAACUAUGCCACAGAUCUGGUCAAACACAUUCGCUGUGAAUUUGAUGACUACUUUGAUAUCUGUGUUGCAGGUUACCCCACAGGCCAUCCUGAAGCAGAGAGCUAUGAAGAAGACCUCAGGCACCUGAAGGAGAAGGUUGAUGCAGGUGCACACUUUAUAGUCACUCAGCUCUUCUUUAGAGCAGAGACCUUCCUUAAGUUCGUCAAAGACUGUCGGGCCAAUGGCAUCACCUGCCCCAUUCUGCCAGGCAUCUUCCCCAUCCAGGGCUAUCACUCUUUGCGCCAGCUGGUCAAACUGUCCAAAUUGGAAGUGCCGGAGGAGAUCACGCAGGUCGUUGAGGCUAUUAAAGAUAAUGAUGCCGCCAUCAGGAACUACGGCAUCCAGCAGGCGGUGGACAUGUGCAAGGUUCUGCUGAACAGCGGAGAGGUGCCGGGACUCCACUUUUACACACUCAACAGAGAGGUGGCCACCAUGGAGGUGCUCAGACAGCUGGGUUUAUGGGCAGAAGAUCCACGGCGACCUCUGCCCUGGGCCAUCAGUGCUCAUCCGAAGCGCAAGGUAGAAGAUGUCAGGCCGAUCUUUUGGGCUUCACGGCCUAAGAGCUACAUCUACAGAACACAGGACUGGGACGAUUUCCCCAACGGAAGAUGGGGUAACUCCUCUUCACCUGCGUUUGGCGAGCUGACAGACUAUUACCUGUUCUACCUGAAGAGUAAGUCUCCUAAAGAAGCCCUGCUGCAGAUGUGGGGGGAGGAACAAACCAGUGAGGAGAGUGUUUAUGAAGUCUUUACUAACUACAUUACAGGCCAACCCAACUGCAAUGGACACAAGGUGAUGUGUCUGCCAUGGAACGAUGAUCCUUUGGCUCCAGAGACCAAUCUGUUAAAGGAUGAGCUGGAGAAGGUGAACCGCAGAGGUGUACUCACCAUUAACUCUCAGCCCAACAUUAACGGCAAAGCCUCCUCCGACCCCAUCGUGGGCUGGGGCCCUGCAGGAGGAUAUGUCUUUCAGAAGGCAUACCUGGAGUUUUUCACAUCAAAUGAGAAUGUUACUGCGCUUCUGCAAGUGUUAAAGAAAUAUGAACCUCGUGUGAACUACCAUAUUGUCAAUGUGCAGGGCAGGAAUAUUACGAACGCUCAUGACAUGCAGCCCAACGCUGUGACGUGGGGGAUUUUUCCUGGACGGGAAAUUGUUCAGCCCACUGUGGUGGAUCCAGUGAGCUUCAUGUACUGGAAGGACGAGGCGUUUGCGCUGUGGAUUGAACAGUGGGCAAAGCUGUACGAGGACGAGUCGCCUUCCCGUAUGAUCAUUCAGUACAUCCACGACAACUACUUCCUCGUCAACCUCGUGGACAAUGACUUUCCUCUGGACAACUGCCUGUGGCAGGUCAUUGAAGACAUGUUUGCUCUGCUGGACUCGCCUCAAGAAACUCUGGACGAGGGAAGCAGAUUGUAGCAUAGCAGUACAGAAAAGUCUGUCAGCGCUGCAGUUUGAUCCAGAGACCUCAACUUGCAAACACACAGUACUUUACUGUAAUGACACACAAUAUAGACAGAUGUGUUUUUCAGAGCACUAUAUGAGACAAUGAACUUUAAUUGACCAUUAAAGGAAUAGUUUACCCAAAAAUGACAAUUCUGUCAUCAUAUACUCACCAUCAUGAUGUUCCAAGCCUGAAUGACUGUUGCACACAAAAAGAGAAAUUUAGAAGAAUUAAUUGGUCAUUCAAUGCAGUUGCAAAGAAUGCAAAUGCACAAUGAAAGUAGUCAAAAUGACUUGAAUUUCAAGUGUUCUGAAGCCAUACCAUAUACGAAACCAAAAUUUAAGUCGUUAUUCACUGAAAAUGUUUAUAUCUGUCCAUGCCCGUGUUGCAUGGAAGAAAGAAAGUCAUGAGUGUUUGGAACAGCAUGAGGUUGAGUAAAAUAUGACAGAAUGUUUUGGUGAUGUAUUGCUUAUGAAGGCAAUAUAGUUUUUUUUUUUUUACAUUACAGUUGUAGCAAUAUGAUUUGAAUUCACACUACACAAAAGAUUAUUUGCCUUAAUAUGUGAUGGAAGUUGAAUUGGCAGAGGCUACUUCGGAUGCAAUUUCUUAUUUUUUAAGCUAUUUUUAAACUAUUUAUCGAACCUAUUCUGGAUACUGCAUAUGUUCAGUAUAUGACUGUAAAAGCAAGAAACUGCCUGCUGUAUGUAUGGCAGGUGAAAUGUGUGGACCCAAAAUACAGUACAUGCAUACUGUACUUCACUAAGACUAUAGGUGAAUGUGUAAAAAAAACACAAAAAAAAAAAAUUAUUUUUUUUUUAUUUUUGCAUAAAAAAAUGCCAAUUUUAGGACCAUUAAUUUCCCCAAAAUUAUCAUUACUGUAACACCGAUGUUUUACUUUUGUGUAUGUCAUUUCCGUUUUCAAUUAUGGAGGCCAGGUAUAAUUUGCAUUAUGAGAUUAAUGAGAUUCACCCUUAUGGUAUUUUACUGUCAUGAGAGAACUGCUAGCAGAGGAAUAAUUGGCUGCAUGAUGACUGGGGCAAUUUGUGAUUACUAUUGAAAUCAAUAAAAGAUGCAUGUUGUGCCCUUAUUUUUUAUGGCUCUUUUUCCUAUGUGGCCUUUUUCUCUUUUUACUAGUAGUCUGAGCAUUUGUAUUCUGCUGGCAAUAUAUAGCUCAAUAAACCAUGUUUUCC